Messenger RNA from Monoraphidium neglectum, 744 nucleotides. Its product is annotated as transcription initiation factor TFIIF beta subunit. Gene Ontology annotation, biological process: transcription initiation at RNA polymerase II promoter; transcription by RNA polymerase II. The record is from RefSeq and is a predicted model, not a curated record. Gene Ontology annotation, cellular component: transcription factor TFIIF complex. The coding region runs from base 1 to 744 and encodes 247 amino acids. Lineage: Eukaryota; Viridiplantae; Chlorophyta; Chlorophyceae; Sphaeropleales; Selenastraceae. The transcript has 5 exons.
AUGGUGGACGGAGCCAUGCCGCGCCGCUACACGCUGCAGCCGGCCGCGGGCGACGCUCCCGACAUGAGCGUGCUCUCCAGCGAGGCGGAGACCGCGGCCGCCAACGGCAGCAGCGGGGGCGCGCCUGCGGCGGACGGGGACGCGCUGCGCUUGGUGAAGCCACGCCUGGACGGCAUUGUUUCACAGAAGUACGACGCCGUGCCCGCACAGACGAGCACGCGGGCGGGGCAGGGCGGUGCCGCGGCCGACGAGGCCUACAGGGCGCUCACCCGCAAGCGCACCCUGGCCAGCCUGCAGAAGGGGCGGUCGGUGGCGGUCAUCACGGACCCAAAGGCGGCAACGAAGCUCUACCAGCAGCAGCACCACCGGACGGCGCUCUACGUCAAGCACACACAGGCGAGCAUUGGUUCCGGCGGUGGCUUCGGUUGGCCCUGGGCUGACAAGGAGGAGUACGAGGCGCGCUCCGCCCGCGAGCUGAAGGGGCCCGCCCUCAACCGCCGCGUGCGCAUGGAGCGGCCCGAGCUGGAGCAGGCGCUCUUUGCCCUGUUCGAGCGGCAGCCGCACUGGGCGUUCAUGGCGCUGCAGAAGGAGACGGACCAGCCGGGGGGCUGGCUGAGGGAGGUGCUGUCUGAGGUGGCGCUGCAGGUCAAGAGGGGCCCACACAAGGAUUUGUGGGAGCUGCAGAAGCAGUACAAGGUGGCAGGGGGCGGCGGCGGCGGCAACGGCGGCGGCGGCGCGGUCUGA